This is a messenger RNA of Thrips palmi, 2186 nucleotides long. Its product is annotated as facilitated trehalose transporter Tret1-2 homolog. The record is from RefSeq and is a predicted model, not a curated record. NCBI's taxonomy places the organism in Eukaryota, Metazoa, Arthropoda, Insecta, Thysanoptera, Thripidae. Gene Ontology annotation, cellular component: membrane. Gene Ontology annotation, molecular function: sugar transmembrane transporter activity. Gene Ontology annotation, biological process: transmembrane transport; carbohydrate transport. The transcript is spliced from 8 exons. Bases 435 to 2153 code for a protein of 572 amino acids.
UUAGUUGUCGCAGCCUCACUGUGAAACCAGGACCACCGCGGCCACCACCGUCGCGAAAGGGAGGCGCUCCUUGCACGGUGGCCACCGGCGCACCGCCAGGACGGAGGACCACGGAAAGGGCCAAGGACGAAAGGACUCAGGACCACAGGACCAAGGACGAAGGAGUAAGGACCACAGGGCCAAGGACGAAGGACUAAGGAAGAAAACAGUGGUGUACCCCACGCGAGCUCCAGUGCGUCUUCAAAGAGCCCCAAGCGGCCCGAGGGUCUCGGGGUGGAGGUUUACCAGUGUCGGGGGGCAUGAGACUCUGCGGGUCUCGAGUGCGCCUCAAACGGCGUCCCCGUCGAGCCGGAGUCCGCGCGGCAUCCCCUUCGCGAAGACCGUGAUGCACUUGUCGACCUCCGAGAGCUGAACCGCCCUGAACCGCCGCCACCAUGACGACCAGCUCGCUGCGCGCCUCGCUGCCCGAGGCCACGGCGGUCACCCUCCUCCGGCGGUACUCCACCGACCCCCAGCUCGACGAGGCCGCCGAGAAGCUCAGCAACUGCGCCAGGACCUUCAAGCAGUACCUCGCCGCCAUCGUGGUCAACAUGCUCGGCUUCGUGUUCGGCACCACGCUGGGCUGGCCGGCCAUGGCGGGGCCGCAGCUCAUCGCCGCGCUAGACAGCGCCGCCAACAAGACCGAGAACGCCACCGACGCGUUCGGCAACUGGACCGACCUGGACGCGAACGCCACCGCGGCGCCGGACGUGUACAGACCGCUGCCCGGGCCGCCCGUCACGCUGGAGGCCAUGUCCUGGAUCGUGGCCGUGCUGUGCAUCUCCUGCGUCGUGGGCACCUUCAUCUUCGGCUGGCUCGCCGACGUGCUGGGCCGCAAGAAGGCCGCGCUCAUCGGCGCCGUGCCCUACGUCGUGUCCUGGCUGUGCGUCAUCUUCGCCGACGAGGUGGCGUGGCUGUUCAUCGCGCGCGUGCUGGCCGGGCUGGGCGGCGGCUCCUCGCUGGUGGUGUGUCCACUGUACGUCGGCGAGACGUCCGAGGACUCGCUGCGCGGCAUGCUGGGCUCCCUGUUCUCCGUCAUGCUCACGGCCGGCAUCCUCUUCUCCUUCGUGGUGGGCUCCUUCGCCAGCUUCCGCGCGCUGGCCAUCGUCUGCCUCACGCUGCCCUGCAUCUUCUUCGUGGCGUUCCUCUGGAUGCCCGACACCCCCGUGUUCCUGCUGAGCCGCGGCAAGGUGCCGCUGGCCGUGCGCUCGCUCACGUGGCUCCGCGGCGGCCGCGUCGACCUGGUGGACGACGAGCUGGCCAAGCUGGUGGCCAACAUGAAGGACGGCGCCGAGGACGGCGGCGGCAGCGGCCAGGCGCCGAGCCAGCUCGCCCUGCUGCGCCAGCUGGUGGCCACCAGGGCGGCGCGGCGCGCGCUCUUCAUCGUCAUGUUCCUCUUCACGGUGCAGCAGUGGUGCGGCAUCAACGCCAUCCUCUCGUUCACCGUGCAGAUCUUCCGGGAAGCCGGCAGCACGAUGGAGCCCAACUCGGCCACCAUCAUCGUGGGCGUGCUGCAGCUGGUGGGCGUGUGCUCCGCGUCGCUCGUCGUGGACCGCCUCGGCCGCCGCAUCCUGCUCGUCGUGUCCUACGUCAGCAUGUGCUCCUGCCUGCUCAUCCUGGGCGGCGUCUUCUACAUGAAGGCGACCGACCAGGACAUCAGCAGCAUCGGCUGGCUGCCCGUGCUGUGCCUGUCCAUGUACAGCGUGACCUACGCGCUGGGCGCGGGCCCCGUGCCCUUCAUCCUGGUGUCCGAGCUCUUCCCCUCCAGUGUGCGCAGCCUGGCCACCUCCAUCAGCAUCUCCUUCUGCUCCAUCCUCGCCUUCAUCGUCACCAAGUUCUUCGAGGACAUCUGCCACAACAUCGGCCAGUUCGGCGCCAUGUGGGUCUUCGCCGGCUGCUCGCUGGCGGGCGCGCUCUUCGCGUGGUUCGGCGUCAUCGAGACGAAAGGCAAGCCCCUGGCCGUGAUCCUGCACGAGCUGGAGGGACGUCGGCCCGACCCCAGAACGGGCCCCUUCGCCGGCGGCACCAAGACCUUCAACCCCGCCCCCGGGGACAUCUAUUACUCGCCGCCGGACCGGGCCGAGGACCGCGAGGAGGCCGAGGCCACCAUGUAGCCGACUGUCUCUCUCGCACCCUGACGCACAGUA